This is a messenger RNA of Musa acuminata AAA Group (dessert banana), 642 nucleotides long. Its product is annotated as protein TAPETUM DETERMINANT 1-like. The record is from RefSeq and is a predicted model, not a curated record. The transcript is spliced from 2 exons. NCBI's taxonomy places the organism in Eukaryota, Viridiplantae, Streptophyta, Magnoliopsida, Zingiberales, Musaceae. Bases 1 to 642 code for a protein of 213 amino acids. Gene Ontology annotation, biological process: cell fate determination.
AUGCCGCUGCCACUACCUGCGCGCGGCUGCUGCGGUUCCUGCCCGCGCUUGGCUGCCGCCUUGGCGCGGCCGCUGCCGCUGCUCGCGCUUGGCAGCGGUUGCCACCAUCUGCGGCCACCGCCCUUCCGCAAUCACCGCGUUCACAUGCGGUGCCGGAUGUCCGUGAUGCCGCCACCGUUCGCAAGCAAACCUCUGCCUGCGCACGACCGUGAUGCGCGGCUGCGGGGUGGUACAACCUUGAUGUGUGUUAGUGGUUUGCGUGCAACGGUGACGUCUUCGUCCUCCUCCUCUUCCUCCAAAUCGACAAAUCGGAUAGGAAACCAGUGCAGCAUGGAUGACAUCGUGUUGCACCAAGACGCGACGCCGCCGCUGCCCAGUGGGAUCCCAACGUACACGGUGAAUGUGCAGAAUCUUUGCCCGUUGAAAGACGGGUGUGCCAUGGGCCAAAUCCACCUAAGCUGCGGCAAGUUUAGCAGCGCUCGCCAAAUCAACCCCCGCAUCUUCCGCCGCCUCAGCAUCAACGACUGCCUCCUCAACGACGGCCGCCCCCUCCGCCCGGGCGAAACCAUCUCUUUCCAGUACGCCAACUCCUUCUCUUACCCCAUGGCUGUUUCCAGCGCCACCUGCGUCCCCUCAGCCUAA